This is a messenger RNA of Temnothorax curvispinosus, 6350 nucleotides long. Its product is annotated as general transcription factor 3C polypeptide 1. The annotation marks the transcript as partial. The transcript has 13 exons. Gene Ontology annotation, molecular function: DNA binding. The record is from RefSeq and is a predicted model, not a curated record. Gene Ontology annotation, biological process: transcription initiation at RNA polymerase III promoter; 5S class rRNA transcription by RNA polymerase III. Gene Ontology annotation, cellular component: transcription factor TFIIIC complex. Lineage: Eukaryota; Metazoa; Arthropoda; Insecta; Hymenoptera; Formicidae.
GUGAGAGGAUCUUGCUCCACAUAUAAUACAAGGAAAGAUAUCAAAGACGAGGUGAAGAAUGCAAGUUUGGAUGAGGUGACAGAAAAGUAUGGACUAAGUUUGGUGAUUGUGGCAUCUCAGGAAGUUAGGACACGAGCUUUGGUGGGUCACUACAUAAGCCCAACACUGGAACUGGCACUCAUGCGCUAUUGCUUCUUGGAGCGAGUGGGUCGAGCUCGUUACCACGGCGAAGUCACUCAAGGUAAGCCUGGCUUGUCCGCGCUCAAAGAGGAUCCGAAGUCUUUGUUCUAUCACCGAAAGUUUCUGCUGCACCACAAGUUGAUUACGAAGCAAGUCCACCAUCAGAGAAGCGGACGCCAUUGCGGCAGUGGUAGUCUGUUGCAUUUGCCACGCUUCUAUGUUGAACGAAAGCCGAAGAUGAUCUACCUGGCGGAACAGGUGCUCGAUAUUUUACGAUCCAAAGAAAACGGCGUGGCUGAGUACGAUGAGAUUAAGAAGAAGCUCGGAAUCGAAAAUUCUAUCAAAAAACUGUUUAAAACUGCCUUCUUUCAAAAAAUCGUGAAGACAGACAUCAGCGUGCCAUAUAGAACUUUAUAUCCUAACGCAGAACCCAAUGAGUGGCGACAAAAGCAAGAUCCUUCGAAGGAGAAAACAAUUAGAGUCGUGCAGGUGCUGUAUCCGGAUGUCGAUGUUGCUGAUCUGUGGUACAAAGAUGAGAAGGAUGACGAUGAAGACAUCCUUGAAUUGGAUGUGUCUAAUCACAAGUUUAAUGUUCCUUAUCUGAAGCAAGCAAACGUUAUUAUUGAAGCUAAUAAAUCGCAAGGUAUAUCUCAAGCUUAUUUGGGAAAGGAGAUGGGUCUCACCAGAUUACAGUCUAGAUCAUUUCUGAGGAAUAUGGUAAAGUCAGGUAUCGUUGCAACGUACUUGCACGAUAUGGGCCGGCAAAGGAUUACAAAAUACGUCUCGAAGAAAUUCGAAAAAAGUAGCAAAAUGAGUAAGCAAUUUAACAAAGAGAUACACAGGAUUAAGGAACUCACGAAGAAUAGUCAUCACGUUGAUAAGAUGGAUGUUGAUAAAGAUAAAAAUAAAGAAGAAGAUGCUGAUGCAAAUUAUGCUAGGAAGGAAACGGAAUUAAAGAAUUUGUUCUACGUCGUCAAUAGAAUUUUGCGCAAUUACCGAUUGUCAAAAUUCCUACCUAAAUACAAGUGCACAACGUCAAAAUCUUUAUUAAUGAAGACAAGGAGUUCCGAUAUCAACGCGAAGGAACAGAAAGCGAAGCUUGAUAUUUCCACGUCUAUACAGCAAAUCGUGAAUGAUGCCAAAGCCACGUCGUUUUAUAAUAGCAUAAAGACGAAUUUGAUAGCGCAAAAGCCUAUUCGCACUGAAGGAAGCGAAGUUUUCGGUUUUAUGGAAAUCGUACAAAGCGAGACAAAAAAUGCUAAUAUUACAUACAGAUUGUUAAGGCGUGCCAAUAUGAUAAUCGAAGCAGUGAAAGAACACCAAGUGAUUGACGACACAGCGAAACUCAUGAAGAUGAUCUACGAGGAAGAAGAUAAGGAGGGUUACGACGUGAGGAUCGAUAAAAAGUCUCUUAUCAGAUUGUUGCAGAAACUUGCCAAGGAUAAUCUGGUGAAGAACAUCAAAUUGACCUUGAGCGCAAAUGGACGUGAGAAGAACUUGAUGUUCAUUUGCGAUCCUAACAUCGAUACUGAUCAUACCGUGAUUAAAUCAGCCGUCGAACAAGCAAAGGUCAAGUUCUGCUUAUUAGCGUCUCAAAAAGCAAAGAUGCUCGCAAAGAAAACGGAUAAGCAGGACAAGGCGGACAAGUCAUCAGGUUCUAAAGGACGAUUGCAGGUCAACAAGACAGCGACUAAAUAUCCCGCAAACUACAAGUACGAUGCUAAAGCUGGCAAACGUUACGGUCUUAGCCCGAAAUUCAUCAGGAUGCAGACGAUCCACGUUCUGCUCUUCUACCUGGUCUACGAUCAUCCUGGCAUACCGAAAUUAUCUCAGCAAAAGCAGAUAGAAAUUCUCAGGUCUAACGGAUAUGAAAUCAGCGACGAUCUCGUCCAGGAGUUCAGUACUAUUUACAACAUGGAAAUAAACUGGAAGAUGUUUGUCCCGCCUUUGCCUAAACAUAGCGGGUGGCCCAAAGGUUGGGCGCUGAUGUGCGACGUUCUGUUAGGGCUGCCUUUGUCGAUUUUCAUCAAGGUACACAAUAUCACCUUCAUGAUCCCGGAGCUGGAGCACUAUUUAAAUCACCCGAUCAGGAAACAUUACCUUGUUAAGAACCUUCCGGUCACCAUACGAAAUACUCUCUUGCAUGCGCGGAAGUAUAUAUUCAAUGUCCAUGAUACCAUAACCAGAUUGGGUUACAUCGGCCUGGUGCAGUUUGGUCCACAGCGGUUGAAAGACAAAGAUCAAGUGUUUAUCUAUGUGAACCGGCGCACGGAAUUGAUGGAUACAACCUCUUCGGCACCAGGCUAUCACAAGAUCGAAGACAAGACAUACCCAGUGUAUAAGUAUUUCUUCGAUUGUACAAAGACCGUUGAGACCUACUGGUGUGAUAUGUGUGAUAUUUGUGUUACUACUCUACUUGGCGGUAGGCUGGUGAUGCACGGCAAAGAUAUUCUACUUGAGGAUUUAAGCAAGAAGAUUGCCAUGAUAGAAGCGGUUGCAGCACGCAGUCCCAAAGAAGCCGCAGAAAGAGAUACCGGUGCAGUUCCCGGAGAUCGUAAAGGAGCGGCUGGUAUCGACUCAGCUUUCUUCGCGCAUCUGAAACGCAAUUGGAACUGGUCAAAUAAUUAUCCUGUACAUCAGCAGACUUCUAGGAAUCAGGGAAAAUCCAGCACAGGCCAACGAGAUUUGCAUCUAUCGAAAAUUCAAGCAAAGCCAGUUAGGUUCACGGAGUACGACGGUCUGAAGAAGAUCUCGGGACCGCCACCGCCGCCGUCUGUCAACGCGACCGAAUUGCGGAAAAAGGUAUACAAUCAUCUCAGCACCGCUGGACGGAAGAACGAGGCCUUGCCGUCGCAUCAGUCCAUCAGGCAGAAGUCCUUCGUGCGGCAUGUGAUGCCGCGCAAGAAAAGUGUACGAAAGCUCAAAUACGACGAGGACGACUAUCGGGCGAUGCAACGGAUGAAUAAGCUGCGGGUCGAGUGGGACUCACACGAAGACAAUAUCCUGCUGGUGUGCAAAGUAGCAACGACCUACUUGUCGCCAAACCCGCGCAAGCAGGUGGUUAGUUUCAUAGCGAUACGAGACGUAUUGCGAACGUUCUCUUACAACUCGUACAACAAGACUUCACGCGCCUGUCAACGUCGAUUGGUGUACAUGCUGCGACAGCAACGCACGGUGAACAGCGUUAAUCUGGGUGUCGAGGAGAUCAAACAGGACCCGUUUAUCGAUAGGCGAUAUGGCGGCGCCAUGGACAGAUUGAAGGGCGAAUGUUCGAGCUCGGCGGAGUACGAGAAGCGGAUAACGGAUGUUUUCAAGGAGCUUGUCGGCUAUAUCGUUAAGAAGUAUUACGACAUUGCGGAAAUUAAACCAAAGAAGCAUAUGGCGAUGCCGAAGACCAUACAAGAGUUUAAUUUCCUCUUCGAAGUGAUCCAUCCGACGAAGUCGCACCAUAAUCAGGGCUUCACGAAGGAUGUGCGAAACAUAAAUGAUGUUCAUUCGGCGACUAUCAAUGCUGUUAUACACAGUUCCAUGUGCUGUGGAAAGGACAGACGUUCUUGGGCUUAUCAGCUCUUUACGGUAUACCAACACUAUUCAGAAGCCAUUUUGAAACAAGCAAUGAAUAAGAUCAGAUCGGAUCAGAUGGUGACUAUAAAGAAGCACCACUUGGCGACUAUUAAGAAGUACGGGAACUACAUGCCGAUGAGCAGCUCGCAGUAUCAACUCAGUAUUAACUACAUCUAUAAGUUCCAGACCAAGUGGACUUAUGAUGUCUUCAAAGAGUCCUACGAUGUUUUCGAGAAAUUACUGCAGUGGUAUUCCGAGCAUAAAAACAACGUUCCUUCAGAGAGCCAGGAAACAGAAUUUAACGGUAUUGAGAUCCCAGUUUCCAGUGGCAUCGUCACCAUCAUGCAUGAUCUUUUAGCACGCGAUCAAAUCGACUUCGACAUUGAGAUGCCGGACCAAAUCAUUAUGUUGGACGCGAGGUACCAAGGCAAAGACGAGACCUAUUUCAAAGCUGCCCAAAGAUACCAGGAUAUUUUGACCAGACUUUAUCGCUUUAAAUUUGAGAACAUUGAUGCUCAGAACCCUGGAGUUUCUGAAGAAGCGGAAGAAGCUUCCCAUGAAACACGAGAUGAUUCUUUGAAAAAAAAGAGACCUAUCGAGAACGAUGAGCCUGAAGAACCUAUGUCGAAGAUCUCUCGUAAAAACGAGGAAAUUAAUGUAAAACAAGAGAACCAAUCUCAGCAAAAUGAAGAUACAUCGCUCGAGAAAAACCGAUCUCUUGACGAAAGCGAAAAACGCGAAGAGAUGAAUCCGAAGGAUUGUUCUCACGAGCAAAGUGGGAAGAAAACUCGUGCAAGUCGUUCAUCAAGAAAAAGAUCUGCCAAUAUUGAAGAGGAUUCCAGGGACUACGAAGAGCAGGUCUUGAAGAGAGCAAGACUAAACUCCGAAGAUUCAACGGAUUUCGAGGACUCGGAAGAAAACGAAGAAUCAAAAAUUUUCGAAGAGGAAUUGUACGAAGAUCUCGAAAGCAUCGAAAAAGUAUUUCCGAAUAGCUCCAAAUCUCUUAAUCCGAUGAAUGAAUUAAAGGAGCAGAUGAUAGAAGAAGCUUCUUCAAUGCAGCCGAGCAUAAUUGAUAUGACUUCGGUUCCUCGACGUGUCAGCGAAAUUAUCAGGAAAGUGUCGCCUGAGACGAACUACUUCAAUUCUUGCAAGAUAGAAGAUACAAGCGAUGUUCAGAAGAAAUAUACUAGAAUAGCCAUGCUGAGGAUGAGAGAAGAGCUGAACGAUCUCUCGGUAACCGACAGUCAUCACGCGCACGAAUAUUUUGUAGUCAAUAGCUUCAGAAUGUUUUAUAGCUUGGAAACGUCACCGUCAAUAGCAUCCACGCCAUCAAACGACGUUGAGAAUUUUAAAGGUCACUCGGUGCCUAGCCAAUUAGUGCCGUUGAAGAUCGAGACUGUAAAUGAUUUUCUCGACGGGUUAAAUCGGACUGCCGUUUUUCCGAAGAAGAGUAUCUCUUAUACGGAUUAUAAGAACGAGAUCGUGACGAAAAAGAAGGAAAUAGCAGUUGACUGGAAAUAUGUCGACGCGGUACACGAGUUCGUCCAGGAGAGGAAAGAAAUCGGCGUUUGUUCGCAAGAAUUACUGGAUAAAUUCUUCGCUGAGCAAGGAGAAGAUUUGUACAAGGUCGUUUCGCUUUUAGUAGACAAUCAUAUAUUUUUGCGCUCUGGCAUCACCAAACCACGCUAUAUCCAUCAUCGUUACUUGGAUCCUUGGUUAAUUAAUUCCUACAAGAUACAUCGCCUUGAACAAGAAUCUCUAGGACAGUUCAAGGACAGUAUAUAUGCCACAAUGCAGCAGAGAGAAAUAGCCGAGACAAACGCUGAGAGGGAUGCGAAAGAUACAAAUCCUCACACUGAAGGAAAUACAAAUAAAAAAAAUGAAACAGAUAGUACGGUAGCAUCCACGUCAUCGGACAACCAAGAAAACAAAGAGAAGAAAAACGAAAAAACGGAUGAUGAUUUAAAUAAUGAGGACGAGAAGAAGGAAGACAGCGAGAUCAAUGGGGAAAGUAGUUCACGUACGAGAAAAAGAAGUCACAAACAAAAGACACGCUUACUUCCACAAAAGGACGUGUACAAACCUGCUGCGCAGCAACUAGAUUUCACGACUGCCGAGAAAAUAAAAGUCCUGAUAAAGCCAUGGAUACGUGUAGACGGCGUGCUGAAUCGCAAAGUUUUAGAUCGAAUGUUGGGCGCGGUUCUAAGUUACUGCUUGCUUCAUCCCGGGCUCACGAUGUCGAAAGUGCAAAGCAGAUUCGUCCCUGCUCUACAACCCUUUCAUACGCGUGAAUUGCUCGAGAUGCUGGUCAAGUUGGGAUGUUUAGAGAGUAAGCUCUUGAAGAAAACGCGCGUUACUCUGUUCUCUCCACCGCCUGUAAUUAAUAUUAUUAAUUUAACUGCAGAUGACGUUGGCUGGUGCACCGAGGAUGAAGUAGUAUUCGAACCUGCCAUAGAUGCUACAUUGAAGUUCAGUAUAUUUUUGAGUACGAGGACAUACAGCGCAGAUUUUAUGUCAUAAUUAUGUGUACAUCUGUAUUAUAUGUACAUAAGUACUUUAUCAUUUUAUCAAUACUAUCAAUAGUGUGUAAAAAUUAUAAUAAAAGU